This is a messenger RNA of Thamnophis elegans (Western terrestrial garter snake), 739 nucleotides long. RefSeq names its product N-alpha-acetyltransferase 20, NatB catalytic subunit (gene NAA20). The record is from RefSeq and is a predicted model, not a curated record. The transcript has 6 exons. Lineage: Eukaryota; Metazoa; Chordata; Lepidosauria; Squamata; Natricidae. Gene Ontology annotation, cellular component: NatB complex. The coding region runs from base 111 to 647 and encodes 178 amino acids. Gene Ontology annotation, biological process: N-terminal peptidyl-methionine acetylation. Gene Ontology annotation, molecular function: protein-N-terminal amino-acid acetyltransferase activity.
UUCGGCGGCUCCGUUGCCGGGCGACGGGGCGGAAGCGCUCGGGGUCACCGGGCGGUGCAUCGAGGCGGCGGCGACCGGCGGCUUCCGGGUCGGCUGCCCUGGAGACAGGCAUGACUUCGCUGCGGGCGUUCACUUGCAACGACCUCUUCCGCUUCAACAACAUCAACUUGGACCCCCUGACAGAGACCUAUGGAAUUCCGUUCUACUUGCAGUACUUGGCUCACUGGCCAGAGUAUUUCAUUGUGGCGGAAGCCCCCGGGGGAGAGCUGAUGGGCUACAUCAUGGGCAAAGCUGAAGGAUCCGUGGCCCGGGAAGAGUGGCACGGCCACGUCACCGCCCUCUCGGUGGCCCCCGAGUUCCGCCGGUUGGGUCUGGCUGCUAAACUGAUGGAGCUGCUGGAGGAAAUAUCGGAAAGAAAGGGUGGAUUUUUUGUGGACCUCUUUGUGAGAGUCUCAAAUCAGGUGGCAGUCAACAUGUACAAGCAACUGGGCUACAGCGUGUACCGAACAGUGUUAGAAUACUACUCGGCCAGCAGCGGGGAGCCCGACGAAGAUGCUUACGACAUGAGGAAAGCUCUAUCAAGAGAUAAAGAGAAGAAAUCAAUUAUACCGUUACCGCAUCCUGUCCGGCCAGAAGAUAUUGAAUAAGUCAAUAUUGUGGUUGCUGUAAAAAUAUAUUGAGAAUAAAAUCUGUAGAUAAAUGAAAACAAUUAGGAUAUCUCUCAUGCAACUUGGAGCUU